AAGGUUAAAAAUAUAUUUUACAGUUGUCAUAUUCCAAAUCAUUAGUGAAAUAAAUGUUGAUUCAAAAGUGGGAACAAGCCAAAUUAAACAGCAUUGAAAAAUUUAUAUACAUUAGGAAUUGGAAAUUAAAUCUUAAAAUUUGAAUACACGUUUAGGACUAGCUACGGUACUGUCUAAUUUUUUUGUACGCAGACUCCGAUUGAGAAUCAAAAUUUACAAGAAUCCAAAUCCAAUAUAACUACUUAACCAAAGCAGAACAGUAGAUAAAUCGAGUUUUUACAUAUUUUGGUGGCGGAGUUGUAAACCUCGGAGUGUACAAUAUAAAAAAUUGUUUAUGCUAGUGAAGGUUAUUGGUAUAUUUUUAAAUCGGCAUUAAAGCAUUCGUUAGUAAUCGGAAAUAAAUUUCAUUGCAUGAGUGUUGAUACAUUGCGCUUAAUAUAAAAACAGUAAACACUUUAAAAGUGUUUUCUACACGAAAGAAAGUGCGCAAUUCAUUAAUCGGCUUAUUUAACUUACAUAAAUGUAAGUUAAGAGUAAAUUUUCUUGUCAAUAGGAUAUAGUAUCUUAAAAAGAUCCAUAACUAUUAGUUGAAUUAGGACACAUAAACCGGGUAAACAAUUCCACGUGAUCAAAGCAUGGUAUUAACCGAAAGAGGGGUGUUGUCAAAUUGUGGUUUAUAGUAUAUUCGCCUUUAUUUCGACGAAGUACAAGAAUGAAGAUUUGCAUUAGUUACGAGGAAUUUGUCACGUAGUAGUUGUUAUCCUACAUUUUGAGAAAUCUGAACCACAACCCCGUGCAUUGAAAACAAUUUAUUCGUGUGAAAUUUUUGUAUCGUGAUCUAAUUAAUUUGUAAACCUUUAAGGAAUGUGUGGUGUUUACCUGCUACUGUGAGAAAAUGAACCCUAAUGUUUAUGUUCCAAAAUUAUUGUGAUUUUGUGAAAUGACUCAAAUUCAGAGAGAUACUGUUAUCCAUUUAGUCGCAGGAGGGAUUGCUGGGACCACUGGUGCCAUUGUAACUUGUCCGUUGGAGGUAGUGAAGACCCGUCAACAAUCUUCAAAAAACGGUUUCAUUGUUGUCCGUGACCUUCCCAAUGUACCCGGUGAAACGAACCAACCGAAAACUACUUGUAGAACUGUUCCCGAUCAGAGGCGUAGGUUAUGGACAACAUGUCAAUACAGCCGGCCUCAAGUUGUAGCUCUUUCAGGUUAUUCCUUUACGCCGGCGCAGUCGCUCAGCAUAGUCCAAUGUCUCAAACAUAUUGUGCAACAUGAAGGGCCCAUGGCUUUGUUUAAAGGUCUUGGGCCUAACCUAAUUGGUGUUGCUCCAUCCAGAGCUGUCUAUUUUUGUACAUAUUCACAAGCCAAAGGUUUCUGGAAUGGAAUAUUACCUCCGGAUUCGCCUAUCGUUCAUGUAUGUUCGGCUUCGUGUGCUGGAUUCAUGGCAAGUUCUCUUACUAAUCCCAUUUGGUUUGUAAAGACUCGUCUCCAGUUAGAUUUUAAUAGGAAUAGUAAUGUGACUGCUAUGCAAGUCGUAAGAAGGAUAUAUGCUACUUCGGGAAUAUUAGGUUUUUAUAAGGGUAUAACGGCAUCCUACAUGGGCAUAUCCGAGACUAUUGUCCAUUUUGUGAUAUACGAAGCUAUUAAAGCAGAAUUAAUGGCGCACAGGUCGCACACCUCUGACGAAAAGAGUUCAAAAGAUUUUUUGGAAUUCAUGUUGGCAGGUGCUAUAUCGAAAACUGUCGCUUCUUGUAUUGCGUAUCCACAUGAAGUAGCCAGAACUAGGUUGAGAGAAGAAGGGAAUAAAUAUACAGCUUUUUGGCAAACACUCGGCUUAGUGUACAAAGAAGAAGGCCUACGAGGGAUAUAUAGGGGACUGACUACACAAUUAGUGAGACAAAUACCGAAUACAGCAAUCAUGAUGGCCACGUACGAAGCAGUGGUAUAUAUUUUAACCGCAAAAUUCAAUACACAAUUUUAUGCAAAAGAAAGUGAAUGAAAUAUUUAUUUCGUAGUAAAUGAGGGUACUUUAGGUUUUUGUAAAAUAUUUGUCCAUAAAUAGUAAGUAAUUAUUUUUUUAAGGAAGUUUUUUUGUUUUAUUGUAUAUAUAUAUGUAUUUGUUAAUAUUUUGAAUUUUUUUUGUCUACACAUAAUGGCAAAAAAUUGUUUGUAAAAACCAAUAUUAGUCACAAAGUGGUUAUAUUUUAAGCCAUUAAAAGUUUUUACUUGAAUAAUUGUUUGAUUGCUGUAACUUCUGCAAACACUGAAAAUAUUUUGGCAUUAUACUUUAAUGCUGUCACAAAAAAUGGAACGUUAUCUAAGCUGCCUUAUUUUUCUCUCUACUGUCUAAUGGUAAAAUUACAAAAUACCUUCUUGAAACAUUGGUAUUUUCAUUUACCUUUUUUUAUUUGAAAAUGUUGAAUUGGUUGUGAUAGAUUCAUUGUUGUCAUUUAAAAAUAAACUAUUCAACAUUUAGAUUAGAUUGUUUGGGGAAUUGUUUUGGAUUUUCAAUUUCUCUGCACCUAUACUUGAAAAGAAAUUUUUCGCUUUCAGUAUCUUAUUGUUCUCCUUCAAAAAUAUAUUGACUGCUCCUAAAGGAAACUAUUAUCCUAACCCUUUCGCUGAAAUAGGCAGGUCAUUUGCAGAAUGUUGUCUCAAUGACUUGUUCGCAGAAUCAGUUGUUGAGGUGUUAUUCAACAUAUCCCGUUGUUGUUCUGUUCUAGAAAUUUAGGAUUGGAAGGUAUAUUACAAUAAUUACGUAAAAUAGUUUUGUUUUAAAAAUACACUCUACCUUCGUCUUCUUUAUCUCCAUGUGAAGUAAACGGCACUAUCUUUGGUAGAAUAAGAUCCCUUUAUGGGUUCAGUCUUGUUAAUUAGAACCCUAUUUAUUUGUGUUUUAACUAUUUAAAUAUAUUUUAUCCGUUUCAACUUUAUCUAUUUCUAUUGAUUGGAAGACUUUGUAAAUACAUACUUAUUUAUUUAAUAUUUAAAUCCCCAAAAUAUUUCAUUCGAGAAUCGUUCUAAAAAUGCGACGAUGAAUAAUUUUACAAUAGAAAACACAUUCUAACACUGAAAGUUAAACCUCAACUUUGCUCCACCCCAACUCCACCUCAACUUUGAUCCACCCCAGUAUGACUAAAGAAAUGAGAAUCAGGUAUACGCGGAACAUUAUUAUGUAUUUUAUAAUAUUAAGAUUCACAUUUUAAUGAUAGAUACAUAUAAACUGAACAAAUUAUAAAUUGUACAAUAACUUUUAUUUUCAUAGAUUAUCUCAUUUAUGGAUAUGUAUUUUAAUAGUAUGUUGUAUAGAACAAAUAAUAUAAAACUUCGAUUAUCUGGAUUAAUUCAUCAAAGUCGGAUUGGUUAGGUUAGGUACACUCUUACGUGUGUCUUGUGGUUGGUCUUGUGAAGAAGACAAUCGAUUUUAGGUAAUUUUGUUCAAUAGAAGGAGGUAAUAUGUAGAAAAUAUAUGUUUGAUAAAUCGUAGAUAGAGUCUCGUGAUGGAAGACUUCCAACGAUCCGACUUAAGUUCAACCGAAACUGUUAUUCAAAUCACUUCAUCUCCAUCACUAGUAUAUUCUCUAAUUCAAAUAAUAUUGUCCUUGGGAAAUCACUUGUACCUUUCAGUUUUUGCUAGGUAACAAGCUGUUAUCAAAAUUACCGAAAAUUUGGAAUGUAUGGAACUGUUCGUGAUACUUGUUACUACAACUAUACCAAUACUCAUAAUCACACAGUAUGUCGCGGAUUAAGAUAAUCAAGCUACCUUUAAAAACCAAACCUGAAGAGGCUAACUUGAUUAUAGAAACGUGCAUCAAACAGUGGUAGUAAACAUUGUAUUCAGUUUUAAUCCUAACCACUCUUUCUUAAUUAAUCCUUGACUAGUAAUCAAAAUAUAUAAGCUUAUGUGUUGACUUCCAAAGCUAUAGUUCCUCCAACAACACUGCUUUAAACAUUUUGAAACAAAAAAAGAAAUACAAUUGAAUUUAAACUGUUAGGUUUAUAGUUGUUAUAUAAUUCUGUAAAUGAUAAAAUGAAUAUAUAUCCCUAAAAAACUGUGUAAAUAAUAUGGUUAACAAAGUUGUAGAUUUUAAAUUAAUUUUAUAUCCUAUGGAUAGUAGCUAUCAUUAUUUAGUAAUACCUAUACUGAUUUUUCCAAUUCGUAGAACAAUUUAAUGUGUCUGUAUAUUAGAUUGUUAAUAAUUCUAAUAAUUUUUGUCUAAAUUAUGAGUGAUUUUCUACACAAAUUCUAUCAAUAUCCAUAUCAAACGUACAGUGUUUUUAUCAUUCACCUAAUAGUUUCACACAGACAUCCAGUUGUCUUGCAACAUACACUUUUCACAGGGCCGGAUCAAGAUUUAUAAGGGCCCGGGGCUAAAAUAAUGACGGGGCCCCCUUAAGGACUUCGGAAUCCCGAAAAAAUUCACAAAAUAAUAUCAAUACGUUAGAUUUGUUGUAUCAACACAUCAAAAAAUACAGAAUGAUUUCCAAAUGAUGGGGCCCUCUUGGACCUGGGGCCCGGGGCUAUAGCCCCCCCCAAGCCACUAGCUUAAUCCGGCCCUGACUUUUCAUGAUGUUUUGCUAGAGUAUGGGAUCAUAUAGGGAGCUUUGUUUUUAUUUUUAGCAGGUUGUACAUAUUUGUUGUGUAAUAAUGAAUUGUAUUAAGUAGAAUUAUUUAAUUUCUUCUUUUUUGAUUAAUUGUUGAAAAGAAUGAAAAAUUUGAUAUAAAUAUUACAAAUAAAAUUUUUAGACAAUAAUAAA
Diorhabda sublineata is the source of this 4755-nucleotide messenger RNA. RefSeq names its product mitochondrial carrier protein Rim2 (gene Rim2). NCBI's taxonomy places the organism in Eukaryota, Metazoa, Arthropoda, Insecta, Coleoptera, Chrysomelidae. The transcript is spliced from 5 exons. Gene Ontology annotation, cellular component: mitochondrial membrane; mitochondrion. Gene Ontology annotation, molecular function: pyrimidine nucleotide transmembrane transporter activity. The coding region runs from base 941 to 1996 and encodes 351 amino acids. The record is from RefSeq and is a predicted model, not a curated record. Gene Ontology annotation, biological process: pyrimidine nucleotide import into mitochondrion; mitochondrial transport.